AGCUUGAUUGAGCCAGGUCAUUUUUUUUUGGCCCGGCUCGAAAAAUUUAAAGUAUAUUUUGCUUGUUCAACCUUGAUCCAAACUUCGAAAAAGUAUUAAUAUUAAAAAAAAUAAAGUUGAAGCUAAUUUAUAUCAGUAAAAAUUAGUUGUUGUAAAAAAACUUCCAUUGCUCACUCUCUUUAAAACCAACAAAAUGUUUCCACAUCAUCUAAUACAACGAGGGCGGGCACCCUUAUUCUAUUUAAUAUUAAAAAACUUCCAUUUAAUACAUCAUUUGUUAACGAAACCCUGUAUUCUAUUCUUAUUCUACUUCUUGUCCUUGAGUUAUAUAGUCCAUAUUGACGCUUAGCCCCCUCUAUGGACCGGACGGGCUGAUUUAGCCCGGGAAACCCCGUAUGCCGCCGUUGAAGCGAGCGGUCACCGACAUUUUGAAUUUCCCGCGCUCCCCCUUAAUCGCUGCACUCUCUUCAACGUCAAUUUCUCGCUCUCCAACCGAAAGCCUCACCUCACUCCACCAAGAUGCGCCUCCCCUUGUCGACCCCAUCCAUUCUCCUCUACCCUCUCUUCCAUUUCCCAUGGAGAACCCUCAGAGAGCUUUUCUCGGUCUGCUAAAAGAUUCCUCGGGAACCACAACAACCCUUUCCGACGUCGAACUUCUCCAUUCCAGAGCAAUCAAGGUAGGCUUAGCUCGAGAUGGGCAGGUGGGCCCCGGUCUUCUCAAUCUCUAUGCCAAGUGCAGCUGUUUAGAUCUUGCACACAAGUUGUUCGCGGAAAUCCGUGAAAGAGAUGUGUUUGCAUGGACUAUUCUGAUCUCGGGAUUCUCUAGGAAUGAAGAGUAUGAAACGGGGUUGAGACUUUUUAUCCGCAUGCUAACUGAGGGGAUUUUGCCUAACCGCUUUACUCUCGCUAGUGUUUUGAAGUGUUGCAGGGGCUCCAAUAAUCUUAAAAUGGGUAAGGGGAUCCAUGGAUGGAUUAUAAGGAAUGGGGUUCGACUGGAUGUCGUGCUGCAGAAUUCGAUUCUUGACUUCUAUGCCAAAAGUAGUACCUUUGAAUAUGCGGAGAGAGUUUUUGAAAUGAUGAAUGAGAGGGACGCUAUUUCAUGGAAUAUUAUGAUUGGUGCUCAUUUACAGAAUGGAGAUAUUGAUGGAUCGAUGAAAAUCUUUAAGAUGUCGCCCCUUUGUGAUGUCUCGAGUUGGAACACCAUUAUUAACGGGCAAAUGCAGAACAGGUUGGAUAUGAAUGCCCUGCAAAUUCUCUACCACAUGGUGGAGAUUGGGCCUAAGUUUAAUCAGUUCACUGUCUCUAUGGCAUUGGUAUUAGCUGGUAAAUUAGCUCUGCUGGAAUUGGGAAGGCAGCUUCAUGGCCAAAUACUAAGAUUUGGGUAUGAGCAUGAUGCAUUUGUUAGGAAUUCACUCAUAGAUAUGUACUGCAAGUGUGGCAAAAUUGAAUUUUCGUCAAUCAUUUUCGAUAGUUCAUCCCAGUGUAUUGAUGGUCUAAUGCCAAAAACAAUUGCAUGGAGCUCUAUGGUUUCUGGGUAUGUGCAAAAUGGUAGGGGUGAAGAAGCACUGGAGCUCUUCCGUAGGAUGUUUCAUGAAGGAGUCAAGGUGGACCAAUUCACUCUCACAAGCAUCGCUGCAGCUUGUUCUGAUGCUGGAAUCUUAGAGCAAGGCAGGCAGGUGCAUGCCUGUGUUGAAAAACUAGGCCAUGGAUUUGACACCUUUCUGGCAUCGGCUAUCACUGACAUGUAUGCUAAAUGUGGUAGCUUGGAAGAUGCCUGUAAAACUUUUAACAGCUUUCAUAGUCAAAAUGUUGUGCUGUGGACUUCUAUAAUAGGCUCUUAUGCUUUGCAUGGGCAGGGGAAGGAGGCCAUUCAGCUUUUUGAAAGCAUGCUGCAGGAUAAGAUAAUGCCAAAUGAGAUAACCUUUGUGGGGGUUUUGUCAGCAUGUAGCCAUGCUGGUUUGGUUGAAGAAGGCUAUAAGUAUUUCAGAUCGAUGCAAGAAGAUCAUGGCAUAGUUCCAGAUAUCGAACACUACACUUGUAUGGUUGAUCUCCUUGGUCGAGCUGGUUUGCUUGAGAAGGCAAAAGACUUCAUUCAUGAAAACAACAUCAGCCAUCACACUGUUGUCUGGAGGACAUUAUUAUCAGCUUGUCGAGUGCACAACAAUAUAGAAAUGGCAAUACAGGCUUCUGAACAACAGGUUCGAUUUGAACCAUGUGAUCCUGGAUCUUAUAUAUUGCUAUCACAUAUCCAUGCCGCGAAGAGGAAAUGGGGACAGGCUUUCAAACUGAGGAACUUGAUGCAGGAGAGAGGGAUCAGAAAACAACCAGGUCAAUCUUGGAUUCAGUUGAAGAACAAGAUUCACACAUUUGUUGUGGGGGAUAGGUCACACCCCCAGACAGAUGAGAUAUAUUCUUACUUGGAGUACUUAAUUGGGAGAUUGAAGGAAUUAGGGUAUUCAAGUAGAACAGACUUGGUUCUCCAUGAUGUGGAAGAAGAACAAAAAGAAUCAGCUCUAAAUUACCAUAGUGAGAAGCUUGCUAUUGCUUAUGGGAUCAUUAGCACUCCUGGUGGAUCGCCUUUAAGGGUCAUGAAGAAUCUGCGUAUCUGUGUAGACUGUCAUGAGGCUAUCAAAUAUGUUAGUCAAGCCACAGGCAGGGAGAUCAUUGUUCGAGAUACUUACCGAUUUCAUCAUUUUAAGGAUGGCAAAUGCUCGUGUGGGGAUUACUGGUGAAUGGAGCUCGAUUAUGUUAUACCUGGCAAAGCUUGCCAUCAAGAUACUAGAAGUUUUGAUCUUGUAGUGGACUGAC
Messenger RNA from Phoenix dactylifera (date palm), 2808 nucleotides. The record is from RefSeq and is a predicted model, not a curated record. Lineage: Eukaryota; Viridiplantae; Streptophyta; Magnoliopsida; Arecales; Arecaceae.